Molecule: messenger RNA, 3537 nt
Organism: Oryza brachyantha (malo sina)
Lineage: Eukaryota; Viridiplantae; Streptophyta; Magnoliopsida; Poales; Poaceae
Product: receptor-like protein kinase 5
Exons: 2
Coding region: 78-3242 (1054 amino acids)
Biological process (GO): protein phosphorylation
Molecular function (GO): protein binding; protein kinase activity; ATP binding
Source: RefSeq, a predicted model, not a curated record
UCCAAACGGGACCUCACCUUCUUCCCGCGUCCACCGCCGCUCGCGGCGUGGGGGAGAAGAACGUACACACCACGACCAUGGCAAAAACACCAUGUCCCUUCUACCUUCUCUUCCUGCUGCUGCUCGCGCUGCCUUGCUGCCUCCCGCACCGCGCCGCCGCGCAGCCCCAGGCGGAGGCGCAGCUGCUCCUCCAGAUCAAGCGCGCGUGGGGCGACCCGGCCGUGCUCGCGGCAUGGAGCAACGACACCAGCGCGGCCGCCGCGGCGCACUGCACCUGGCCCUACGUGACAUGCGACGGCGCCAGGCGCGUCACGAACCUCUCCCUCGCCAACACCAACGUGGCCGGCCCCGUGCCGGACGCCAUCGGCGGCCUCUCCAGCCUCACGCACCUCGACAUCUCCAACAACAACAUCAAUGGGACAUUCCCAUCAAGCGUGUACCGCUGCGCUUCCCUCCUCUACCUCAACCUGUCUCAGAACUACCUGGGCGGGGAGCUCCCUGCUGACGUCGGCCUCCGCCUUGGUAAGAACCUGACCACUCUUGGCCUCAACGACAACUACUUCAAUGGCACCAUCCCCAAGUCGUUGUCCCAAUUGCGGAAGCUGGAGUGGCUGACGCUGGACAACAACAACUUCUCCGGCACAGUACCGGCACAGCUCGGCGACCUGACGGGCCUGACGACGCUGACGGUCUCCGUGAACAAGUUCGAGCCAGGAGAGCUGCCGGCGUCGUUCAAGAACCUGACCAAGUUGAGAACCCUCCAGGCGAGUCAGUGCAAGCUCGUCGGCGACAUCCCGGGCUAUGUGGUGGACAUGCCUGACUUGGAAAACCUCGACCUGGCGAUCAAUAACCUGACAGGAAGCAUUCCUGCGGGGAUUUGGAGCCUGAAGAAGCUGCAGAACUUGUUUUUAUUUGCAAACAACCUCACCGGCCAUGUCGUCGUUGAUGGUGCUCUUGGUGCGGUGAAUUUGGUGGCGAUCGAUCUAUCCGCGAAUCAUAAGCUGAGUGGGCCGAUUCCCGAAGGCUUUGGCCUCUUGCAGAAGCUUCAAAUCCUGCACCUGUACUUCAACAACUUCUCCGGCGAGAUACCGGCGAGCAUCGGUCGGUUGCCGUCACUGAACCAAAUCAGACUGUUCAACAAUCGUUUCACCGGCGUUCUACCACCGGAGCUUGGGCAGAAGUCGCCCUUGUGGGAUAUCGAGGUUGAUUACAAUGAGUUCACCGGUCCGAUACCCGAGGGUCUGUGUGACAGAGGCAAUUUGGACUCGUUCACGGCCACGGAUAACCUCUUGAACGGCUCCAUCCCAGGGAGGCUCGCUGGAUGCAGCACGAUGAAAACCCUUCGGCUCGGCAACAACCAUCUCACCGGCGAGGUGCCAGUGGAGCUAUGGACAGCGAUGAAGCUUGAAUACGUGGAACUACACAACAAUAGCCUCACUGGGAUUCUGCCUACCACCAUGUACAGAAACCUUUUGAGUUUAAACGUGGAGAACAACCUGUUUCGUGGUAGCAUCCCGGCGGCGGCUGCUGCUCUUCAGAAGUUCAUCUCCGGGAACAACAAUUUUUCUGGAGAUAUCCCGGCGAGUCUCGGCAACGGCAUGCCGCUGCUGCAGAAUCUAAACCUGUCUGGUAACCAGCUCUCUGGCAAAAUCCCGAAGAGCGUGGCCAUGUUUAAGGCCCUGACUCAGCUUGAUCUGAGCAGGAACCAGCUCUCCGGCGAGAUACCGGCAGAGCUCGCCGCCGUCCCGGUGCUCAACGCACUUGACCUUUCGUCGAACAGGCUCUCCGGAGACAUACCACCGUCUCUUGCCAGGCUCAACCUCAACGUGCUUAACCUAUCCUCCAACCAGCUCGGCGGCCAGGUUCCGGCGGCGCUCGCCACCGCCGCCUACGGCCGCAGCUUCCUUGACAACCCAGACCUCUGUACCUCCGGCCUGGGUUCCAGCUACCUCGCCGAAGUGCGUUCGUGCGCCUCGGGAUCACCCGCCGGUUCUUCCUCCAGUGGAGUCUCGCCAGGGCUCCGUGCUGGCCUUCUCGCCGCGGGCGCGGCGCUCCUCCUCGUCAUCGUGGCCUUAGCCUUCUUCGCUGUUCGCGACAUCAAGAGAAGGAAGCGCCUGGCGCGGGGCGAUGGCUGGAAGAUCACACCUUUCCAGCCAGAUCUGGGCUUCAGCGAGGCGGCGAUCCUCCGGGGGCUAACGGAGGAGAACCUCGUCGGCCGCGGCGGCUCGGGGAGCGUCUACCGCGUCGCCUACACCAACCGGUACACCGGCGGCGACGGCGCCGUGGCCGUGAAGAAGAUACGGACGAGCGCCGGGAAGGUGGACGAGAAGCUGGAGCGCGAGUUCGAGUCGGAGGCGAGCAUCCUCGGCAACGUCCGGCACAACAACAUCGUCAGGCUGCUCUGCUGCGUCUCCGGCGCCGACGCCAAGCUCCUCGUGUACGACUACAUGGACAACGGCAGCCUGGACGGCUGGCUCCACGGGCGCCGCGGCAUCAACGCGGGGCAGGCCAUGUCGAGGGCGCGAUCCGCGCGAGGCGUCGCGCCCGCGUUGGACUGGCCGACGAGGCUCAGGGUGGCCGUCGGCGCCGCGCAGGGGCUCUACUACAUGCACCACGAGUGCACCCCGGCCAUCGUCCACCGGGACGUCAAGACGAGCAACAUCCUGCUGGACUCGGAGUUCCGGGCCAAGGUCGCCGACUUCGGGCUGGCCAGGAUGUUGGCGCAGGCCGGCACGCCGGACACCAUGUCCGCCGUUGCAGGCUCAUUCGGCUACAUGGCUCCCGAGUGUGCGUACACGAGAAAGGUGGACGAGAAGGUCGACGUGUACAGCUUCGGGGUGGUGCUCCUGGAGCUCACCACGGGCAAGGCGGCCAACGACGGCGGCGAGCACGGUUGCCUGGCAAACUGGGCGCGGCACCACCAUCAAUCGCGGGGCAGCAUCCCCGACGCUACAGACAAGUGCAUCAGAUACGCGGGUUACUCCGACGAGAUCGAGGUGGUGUUCAGGCUAGGCGUGAUGUGCACCGGCGCCUCACCCUCGUCGCGGCCAACCACGAAGGACGUGCUGCAGAUUCUGGCCAAGUGCGCCGAGCAGACGCACCAGAAAUGCAAGGUGGAGGGCGGGCAGGAGUACGAGGCGGCGCCACUGCUGCUGCAGCAGGGCAGCCGCCGGAAACAGCUGUCGAACGCCAAGGGAGAGGACGAUAGCGACGAGAGGAGCGACUUCGACUCCAUUGUCUGAAGAAAGGAGAAGAGGCUGCAGAGCACUCCCUCUCCCUCACCAUUUUAGGGUAAUAUAAACAGGGGAAUAGAGUUAUGAGCUAGCAAUACAUUGCACGAGUGAGAGUAUACACUGUAGCAUAGUAGAGAGUGCAUAAGAUGAUCAUUACGUCUCAACUCCCAAAGUUUGCUCCGUGUCUUGAUUGUGCACUUCUGACCAGACCAACCGAGUUUUGAUACCGUGUGUAAAGAGUACACUGUCACAUAUCAAUAAGAUACGAGAAAAGUAAAAUUAUGUCCCCCUCUUUAUUCUGAAA